GGAUCUGAAUUCAUUCUCUCUAAACUCCCUUGUAAAAGUGACCGUGCAUUCUCUAUUAUAAUAUAAAUUGGGCUACAGGUGUUUCACCUAAAGUCCUACCGGUCACUCUGCGUGUUUUUACCUUUCUUAUUUUACGAAAUCAAGCAAACUAUUCUAGACCCGGUCUAGUAUAGUUUGACCGGUCAAGUAAUUUACACCAUCAUUUUUGGCGCCACCCGUGGGACCGUUAAGGUUUCUUCUCUUCUAAACACAAACCUACCCACAAAAACACCACUCAAAAUGUCUUCCAGUCAGCAAAUCAAUGCUACUUCCACUCAGGUACAAGCCACCAAUGAGGGUACCAGCACCCCUGUGGCUGCUACCCUACCGGUCAUUUCCGCCCCAUUGUUGCCUUUGGGCUUGAGCUCAAUCCCGACGCCUAGCGCGAUCAGCCCAUUCACGACCCCCGUCCCUUCCGCUGGACCGAGGGUCACAUUCCCACCAAGCAUGACGCAGUUCAUGAACGAUCCAGCCAACCUGCAGGCCAUCCUGGGCUUUGGCCAGGUCAUGGCCAUGUGCCAACAGAAUGGGGGGAUGCCUUUUCUCCCUGGUAUGUUCCCGUUCGCUCUUCUAGGCGCGGGAACCAUGCCCCUACAAGCUCCAAUGGCGGUAUCUCCCUUCCAGACGCCGGUGCCGCAGCCAUCACCUUUCCAGCCGCAACUUGUCAGCACCGUAGCCCCUGUCAACCUGACUGGCGCGCUUAACGCUGCAGGGCCGUCGCGUCCCCCGCAAGGGAUAGGAGAAGGGCAAUCCACCGUAAGGCCGCCAUUUUUUGAUGGAACAAAUUACUCCUAUUGGAAGGAGCGAAUGAGGAUUUUUGUUCAAUCAAACGACUUCAAAAUUUGGCUUGCUAUCAAGAAUGGAGAUAACUUGCCGAUGAAGAAGAUAGGCGAUACACUCAUCCCGAAGGACGAGGAUGAAUAUGAUGAAGCCGACUUUAAGAAGGCUCAAUUAAAUGCCACCGCCAUCAACUUCUUGUAUUGUGCUCUCAAUGCCAACAAUUAUCAAAAGAUAUCUCGUUGCCAAACCGCCAACCAAAUGUGGAACAAGCUCGUGAUCACAUACGAAGGUACGCCUCAAGUUCGUGAAUCAAAAAUUGAUUUACUAACCCAUGAAUAUGAGUUAUUUGCUAUGAAAGAGAACGAACUUGUGGAGGACAUGUUUGGAAGAUUUUCAAACAUCGUCAACGACCUUGAUAUGCUUGGAAAGACGCUCACCGACAAGGAGUUAAUGAGGAAAAUCCUGCGAAGUCUUACCAAAGAAUGGGAGUCAAAGGUUAACUCCAUCUACGAAGGCCGAGAUUACAACGUCAUCACUUGGCUAGCUGGGGUCGUAUUCAAGGACGUACCCCUCCGGCAGAUUCCUACGGACCUUGUUUUGAGCUAUCUUAGAGACCCGGGGAAAGAUCUCUGAGGGAUAGCUGGUGGGGAGGGGAGAAUAACCGGCUGCUUCCAACCGGUCCUCCCAUUCCUCGAGUGACUCGUUUUCAGGGUCAUAGGGAGCCGGUUCGUCUUCUACCGGUGCAUCCCUCUCCUGAAAAAUCUGACCACGCAUCUGAUUUACUGGCCGCGGGUCUGGGACAUUAGGGUUGGGAAUCGACCGGGUUUCAGGAAUGGGAGAAGGUGACCCAGUCGAGGAAGAAGAAGAAAGGGAUUCCUCGGAU
Messenger RNA from Cuscuta campestris, 1702 nucleotides. The record is from the annotation of a GenBank genome assembly. NCBI's taxonomy places the organism in Eukaryota, Viridiplantae, Streptophyta, Magnoliopsida, Solanales, Convolvulaceae.